AUGGGUGCUAAUGUGGAUCACAGUGUAACUGGUACUUCAGGGCCAUUUACAUACCGGGUCAAUGGACAUGUUAUACACAGGAUCGGGUCUCUACUACCUGACGAUGGUGCUCUGCCAGAAUAUUUACAGCUAUAUAUUUUUGACACCGAUAAUGAGCUAGAAAACAGAAAAAGAGCGUUCACUCAAGGUUCCUCCUCUUUGGCUAUCCCUGACAGUAUUAUUGUUCAGUUAAUUGAGAUGAUGGACAAACAUAACCACCUUGCAAAGACGUUUCGUCACGCCCGUGAUAGAUUUAAAGAGACUGGUACCAUUGAGUACAGUAUCACUCUGGUCAGUCAAACUAACCUUGGACGUCAGUAUGAUCUACCAAGUGCGAGCGAGAUUGGUGGAUUGAUUGUUGGGGACCUAUCUGCGACGUCUGUUGGUAGAGAUAUUGUUGUUGAGCUUAAAUCAUCUGCUUUGCAGCGAAUAAAUGAUCAACACCCCCUGAUGACGAGCCUCCAAUAUCCAUUGUUGUUUCCGUACGGGGAGACUGGAUAUAACCAGAGACUGCCAUAUGAAGGUCCUGAGAUGUCUAAAAUAAGAAGAGAAUAUAUGACAAUGCGUGAGUUUUACGCUUAUCAGUUUCAGACUCGGCCAACUGAGGGAAUGACAAUCAUAAAAGGUGGGAGAUUGCUGCACCAGUAUAUUGUAGAUGCAUACACUGCAACCGAGCAAGAGAGAUUAAGGUUUAUUCUGUUGAACCAAAAGAAACUCCGAGCAGAUUUGUAUAGCAACUUGUGUGAUGCUGUGGAGAGCGGAGAUUCAGAUGCAACACAGCUUGGCAGGAAGAUCAUUCUACCUUCUUCAUUCACUGGUGGUCCUAGGUACAUGGCUGAGAAGUAUCAAGACGCAAUGGCUAUAUGUCGGUGGUAUGGCAAUCCUCAUCUGUUCAUCACAGUCACAGCAAAUCCAAACUGGGUGGAGUUAAAGCAUCAUCUGGACGCAUACGGUGGUGAAUCUGCUAAUAGCCGACCCGACCUUGAAUGUAGACUGUUCAAACUCAAACUGGAGGAGAUGGUUUCUGAUUUCAAGAAAGGAGAAUUCUUUCCCAAAACUUCUGCAGUUGUAUACACCAUUGAAUUCCCGAAACGAGGACUGCCUCAUGCCCAUAUUUUAUUAUGGUUAGAAGGCAUUAAGAAAGAAGCAACCACCUCAAUGAUUGAUCAAUAUAUAUCAGCUGAAUUGCCAGACAGAGAUGUAGAUCCUGAAGGUUUUGCAUUGGUCGACCGCCAUAUGAUUCAUGGGCCAUGCGGAAAACGUCGACCAACAUCACCUUGCAUGGACAAGGGAGAGUGCACCAAGGCUUACCCUAAGCCGUUAUCAGAUCAUUCACACAUUGACAAGUCUGGGUUUGUCAGAUACAGAAGGCGAUCAAAUCCCAAGCAUUUAGUCUUGAAAAGCAAUAUUGAGAUAGGGAAUCAGUACGUUGUCCCUCACAACCUCAGUCAGCACUAUACUGUCUACGAUGAGUCUUCUAACUUAGAAGAAUUUAUUUCAAAAGAAGACAUCGAGAAAACGAUGUUAACUGCAUGGUUUGUAGCAUGUGAAACGUAUGAAGAAGCACGAGACCUGACGUACGUUGAGCUCCCUACUAGGUUCGAUUAUCACACAUCAGGGAAACUAUGGACCCCCAGGAAAACGGGUGGAGCAAUAGGCAGGGUGGUUUACGUCAGUCCAGCGGCCGGUGAUAACUAUUUCUUGCGGAUUUUGGUAAAUGUUGUUAGAGGCCCAAGGUGUUACGAGGACUUAAGAACAGUUGGUGGUGUGGUGUUUAAAAAGUAUAGAGAAUCAUUUUACGCACGCCGUUUGCUUGACGACGACAGGGAGUGGCAUGAUGCUAUAGAGGAGCCAUCAUAUUGGGCUACUGGUCGCCAGCUCAGACGGUUGUUUAUGAUUAUCUUACUGUUUUGUCGAGUUGUAAAUCCACUGAAGCUUUGGGAACAUACCUGGAAGUUCCUGGCAGAAGACAUCCUCUACAUGAAACGCAAAGAAUUCAGAUUCCCAGGUCUUGAGCUCAACGACGACCAGCUGAAGCAAUAUACUCUCAUCGAGCUCGAGCAACUCUUGAAGGAGAAUGAUCAGUCACUUGCGGACUACCCUGACAUUUCAUUGCCUGAUGAUUCUAUUUUGACUCAGAUUUCAAACACAGUGCUGAUGCAGGAGUUGAGUUAUGACACUCAGCAGGAGAAUGAGACACAUACAGAGUUGUUUGCAUCAAUGAAUCAAGAUCAGAAAAUGGUAUAUCAUGCAGUGCUUCAAUCUGUUGAUAAGCAAUCUGGGCAGUUGUUUUUUGUUAAUGCGGCAGGAGGUACUGGUAAAACAUACCUAUACAGGACCAUCAUCGCAAAGCUUAGAUCAACUAAUAAAGUUGUUAUCCCAGUCGCAUCAUCUGGUGUUGCUGCGCUAUUGCUCCCAGGAGGAAGAUGA
Brassica napus (rape) is the source of this 2469-nucleotide messenger RNA. RefSeq lists its product as uncharacterized. The transcript is spliced from 3 exons. Gene Ontology annotation, molecular function: DNA helicase activity. NCBI's taxonomy places the organism in Eukaryota, Viridiplantae, Streptophyta, Magnoliopsida, Brassicales, Brassicaceae. Gene Ontology annotation, biological process: telomere maintenance; DNA repair. The coding region runs from base 1 to 2469 and encodes 822 amino acids. The record is from RefSeq and is a predicted model, not a curated record.